Messenger RNA from Betta splendens (Siamese fighting fish), 1749 nucleotides. RefSeq names its product tumor protein p53 inducible protein 3 (gene tp53i3). Gene Ontology annotation, molecular function: quinone binding; quinone reductase (NADPH) activity; NADPH binding. The transcript is spliced from 6 exons. The coding region runs from base 179 to 1177 and encodes 332 amino acids. Lineage: Eukaryota; Metazoa; Chordata; Actinopteri; Anabantiformes; Osphronemidae. The record is from RefSeq and is a predicted model, not a curated record.
AUACAACGAAUCGUUUAGAGUUUUGAAGUCGUAGUACGGCGUGGUACAGUGAACGCCACCGCGCAUGCGCGUUGCGUAACUACUUAUUCGGACGUAUAUGUAGAUCUUCACAGACCCUCGGAUCCACAGAGACUUUACUAUCGUCACCAUUUGCUGACCUGACAGUAGUUGGUGGGCGAUGAUGAGAGCGGUGUGUGUAGACAAACCAGGAGGACCAGAGAACCUGCUGCUGCGAGAUAUUCCCAGACCUGGACCUAAAGAUGGAGAAGUUCUGAUUAAGGUUCAUGCAACUGCUCUCAACAGGGCAGAUUUAUUACAGAGGCGAGGGCUGUACCCAGUCCCCCCAGGUGAGAGUGAUGUCAUCGGCCUGGAGGUGGCCGGCACUGUGGAGAGUCUGGGUCCUGGAGUGAAGAAGGGCUGGAAGGCAGAGGACAGGGUGAUGGCCCUGCUGGGUGGAGGAGGAUACGCAGAAUAUGUGGCUGUGCCCGAGGAGCUUCUCAUGCCAGUUCCAUCCAACUUCACCUUCAGCCAGGCAGCAGCAAUCCCAGAGGCCUGGCUCACUGCUUUCCAGCUACUGGUUUUUGUUGCUCAGGUGAAGGAGGGCGAGGUGGUGCUGGUCCACGCUGGGGCCAGCGGAGUAGGAACGGCUGCUGUUCAGCUGGUUCGUCUGUUUGGUGCCGUGCCCAUCGUUACUGCCGGCAGCCAGCAGAAACUGAAGAUGGCCGAGGAGCUGGGAGCUGCCGCUGGGUUUAACUACAACGAGGAAAACUUUGCACAGGCAGUUCAAGGCUUCACAGGAGGAAAGGGAGCAAAUGUAAUUCUGGACUGCGUCGGUGGCUCUAACUGGGAGCAGAACGUGAGCUGCUUAGCCAUGGAUGGCAGGUGGGUGCUGUACGGCACCAUGGGUGGGAGGGCGGUAGAUGGAGAUCUGUUGGGAAAGCUUCUGUUCAAGCGAGGUCACCUGCUCACCAGCCUCCUGCGCUCUCGCAGCCUUCAGUACAAAGCGGACCUGGUGAAGGCUUUCUCAGUCAGAGUGUUGCCAUGUUUCUCAAACCAGGCUGCCUGCUUGAGGCCAGUGAUUGACAGCACAUUCAGCCUGGAGGACGUGGCUGAAGCUCAUCGGCACAUGGAAGCCAACAAAAACCUGGGGAAGAUCAUUCUUAAUGUGAUUCCAUAGCAUCUGGAAAAUCACGGUUUACAAGUGGCAUUUUAACACUAUGUCAUGCGAUCUGAGAUGUGAAACACUGUGAUACUGUAGUUACUCUUACAAACGAAGUGCAGCAUCUUCUGCAUUCAACUCAUAGUGCAACAUUGAUGAUCACCAUUUACAGCAUGUUUCCUAUCAGUACUUUCCUAGUGAGUCUGCGUAAAACCUUUAUGCAUCAAUAUUUAAUAUUAAACCAUAAACAAUAUGGUUUAUACAGUACAUGCCUCAAUUAUUCUGCCACAUUUGUUCAUAAAAUAAACGACUAACACCUGUUAAAAGUUUCAUUUUCACUGCAUUCAGAGCUGUGAUUUAUUUAUUAAGUCUUUUUAUGUUUUCAUAUUUACAGACAUACUGUAUCAGUCAUUAGUGCAGUUACAGUACACUUUUCAAAUUAAAUCCCAAAUAUUUAUGUAGUUAUCAGAUUCAGAUUAACGGCAGGAAAUAUAAUUGACAAAUAAGUUAUAACAUUUGAAGAAAUUGUUUUGAUACCAAUGUGGAAAUUACAACUACUCACCAACGUUAAAUAAAGUUAUAAAAGUUAA